UGUUUGGUUGCAGCAAAAAGAAAAAAAGUAAUCAGCUAAAAGAACUGUUGUGGAGCUUGUUUGGUUGCAGCAAAAAUAAAAAAAGUAAUCAGCUAAAAGAACUGUUGUGGAGCUUGUUUGGUUGCAGCAAAAAGAAAAAAAGUAAUCAGCUAAAAGAACUGUUGUGGAGCUUGUUUGGUUGCAGCAAAAAGAAAAAAAGUAAUCAGCUAAAAGAACUGUUGUGGAGCUUGUUUGGUUGCAGCAAAAAUAAAAAAAGUAAUCAGCUAAAAGAACUGUUGUGGAGCUUGUUUGGUUGCAGCAAAAAGAAAAAAAGCAUUCGACGCCUGAGAGAUUCGAACUCUCGCGGGGAAACCCCAUGUACUUAGCAGGCACACGCCUUAACCACUCGGCCAAAGCGUCGUUGUUGUCAAGGUGGCUGAAAUGCAUCUAUUUGUAAGGAGUCACUACAUCCUUUUACUUAAACCCAAAUUCUAUUUUGCCUCUCCCGCGAAAAGUUGCCCGACACUCCGCAAAUCUGCGUCCUACCCUAAUGGACACCGGGGUCGGACGGACCCCUCCUGCUGCGGCGGCGGCGGACACCGGCGAUGAGCCACGGGACGCGCGUGUCGUGAAGGAAAUCUUGCGUUCGGUGGGGCUUGAGGAAGGGGAUUACGAGCCAGCGGUGGUCCACCAGUUCCUGAGGCUCGCCCACCGGUACGCCGGCGACGUGCUCGGCGACGCGCUGGCCUACGCGGAUCACGCCGGCAGGGCGUCGCUCCAAGAAGACGACGUCCACCUCGCCAUCCGCUCCAACGCCACGUUCGGCCACGAGCUGCCGGGGCGCGAGGUUUUUCUUGAAAUGGCUCAUAGCUGGAACAAAACCCCUAUACCCAAGCCCCCUCCCGGAUCAAUCUGUCUACCACAUGACCAAGACAUGAUGCUGGGACAAAAAUACUUGUGCAUUCCACAAAUGAAGCCACCGUCUGAUAAUGUUGAGGGAACCAAGAACGACAACACCGGUGAAAACUUCAAUCCUAAAGUUUGA
Messenger RNA from Triticum aestivum (bread wheat), 1024 nucleotides. Its product is annotated as transcription initiation factor TFIID subunit 9-like. The coding region runs from base 530 to 1024 and encodes 164 amino acids. The transcript has 3 exons. Gene Ontology annotation, biological process: DNA-templated transcription initiation; RNA polymerase II preinitiation complex assembly. Gene Ontology annotation, cellular component: SAGA complex; transcription factor TFIID complex. NCBI's taxonomy places the organism in Eukaryota, Viridiplantae, Streptophyta, Magnoliopsida, Poales, Poaceae. Gene Ontology annotation, molecular function: transcription coactivator activity; RNA polymerase II general transcription initiation factor activity; protein heterodimerization activity. The record is from RefSeq and is a predicted model, not a curated record.